AUGGGGGAUAUAUCAUUGGAAGAUGUUAAGAACGAGAACGUUGAUCUAGAACGGAUUCCUGUGGAGGAAGUUUUUGAUCAGUUGAAAUGCACGAAGGAAGGAUUGAGUACAGCAGGAGGAGAAAAAAGACUCCAAAUUUUUGGGCCUAACAAGCUUGAAGAGAAGCAAGAGAGCAAGUUUUUGAAGUUCUUGGGAUUCAUGUGGAAUCCUCUGUCAUGGGUCAUGGAAUGUGCGGCAAUCAUGGCCAUCGUCCUGGCCAAUGGAGGAGGGAGACCACCAGAUUGGCAAGACUUUGUUGGUAUCGUUGUCUUGUUGAUCAUUAAUUCUACCAUCAGCUUCAUUGAAGAGAACAAUGCUGGUAAUGCAGCUGCUGCUCUCAUGGCUGGUCUUGCCCCUAAAACUAAGGUUCUAAGAGAUGGGAAGUGGAAAGAAGAGGAGGCAGCGAUUCUGGUUCCAGGAGAUGUGAUUAGUGUCAAAUUGGGAGAUAUUAUCCCGGCCGACGCACGUCUCCUCGAUGGCGACCCUUUAAAGAUUGAUCAGUCUGCUCUUACUGGUGAAUCUUUGCCUGUCACCAAGUAUCCUGGGGAUGAAGUGUUCUCUGGGUCAACUUGUAAGCAAGGUGAGAUUGAAGCUGUUGUCAUUGCCACUGGUGUGCAUACCUUCUUUGGAAAGGCAGCUCAUCUCGUGGACAGCACCAACCAAGUUGGUCAUUUCCAAAAGGUGUUGACAGCCAUUGGAAACUUCUGUAUAUGCUCGAUAGCGGUGGGAAUGGUCAUCGAGAUCUUAGUAAUGUAUCCAAUCCAGAAGAGGCCAUACAGAGAAGGAAUUGACAACUUGUUGGUGCUUCUCAUUGGAGGUAUUCCCAUUGCUAUGCCAACCGUUCUGUCGGUAACCAUGGCCAUCGGAUCGCAUCGGCUUUCGCAGCAAGGUGCCAUUACGAAGAGAAUGACAGCAAUUGAAGAGAUGGCUGGGAUGGAUGUCCUGUGCAGUGACAAGACAGGAACUCUCACCCUCAACAAGCUCACGGUGGACAAGUCCCUGAUUGAGGUCAAGCUCACACAGUUGCAAUUCAAUGAAAAGAAUUUUUGCUCAUUGGCUCAUCAUGGUGCCUUCAUGACUGCAGGUGUUUGUAUCAGGCAUGAACGAGGAUGGUGUUAUGUUGUAUGCUGCAAGAGCUUCCAGAGUUGAAAAUCAAGAUGCCAUUGAUGCCUGCAUUGUUGGAAUGUUGGCUGACCCCAAAGAGGUUUGGUACUCAGCUUUAUUAUGUUC
Cucurbita moschata (crookneck pumpkin) is the source of this 1269-nucleotide messenger RNA. Its product is annotated as ATPase 2, plasma membrane-type-like. Lineage: Eukaryota; Viridiplantae; Streptophyta; Magnoliopsida; Cucurbitales; Cucurbitaceae. Gene Ontology annotation, molecular function: P-type proton-exporting transporter activity; ATP hydrolysis activity; ATP binding. The transcript is spliced from 4 exons. The record is from RefSeq and is a predicted model, not a curated record. The coding region runs from base 1 to 1188 and encodes 395 amino acids. Gene Ontology annotation, cellular component: plasma membrane. Gene Ontology annotation, biological process: proton transmembrane transport; regulation of intracellular pH.